Molecule: messenger RNA, 393 nt
Organism: Soboliphyme baturini
Lineage: Eukaryota; Metazoa; Nematoda; Enoplea; Dioctophymatida; Soboliphymatidae
Source: the annotation of a GenBank genome assembly
AUGGAUGAAGCGUACGUAACUUUGGUGACAAACGACGCCUAUGCAUUGGGUGCUCUAGUGCUCGGGCAGUCGCUGAUCAAAGUGGGCACAAAUCGCUCGCUGCACUGCAUCGUUACGAACGCGAUCGCACGCAUCUACACGCACGUGACGCUGGUGGAUGUGUUGGACAGUGGCGAUGAAGCGCACCUGGCGCUCAUCAAGCGACCCGAACUCGGAGUCACGUUCACGAAGCUGCAUUGUUGGCAACUGACUCAGUACCGGAAGUGCGUGUUUUUGGACGCUGACUGCCUCGUAAGAUUCAUUUCGUUUCACACUGGCAGACCGACCGCUUAUGCUAUUAUCGCUACAUUCCAUCCAGUCCCGAAAUCCAGACGCUGCGUUAUGUACAUUUAA